Messenger RNA from Phoenix dactylifera (date palm), 1267 nucleotides. Its product is annotated as NAD(P)-binding Rossmann-fold superfamily protein. The record is from RefSeq and is a predicted model, not a curated record. Lineage: Eukaryota; Viridiplantae; Streptophyta; Magnoliopsida; Arecales; Arecaceae.
AAAAAAUUUUAGAUAGUGCAUCAUUUGUAAGGUACUCGUUAUUAGUAUAAUCCGAGCGCACGAACUUAGUACGCACGCACAGACAAAAUCGGAACCCGCAGAAGGCCGGAUUGUACGUUCGCCGUUGGGGACCGAAUUAUGUUUCUUCUGAAGGCAUGGAGGACUGCGGCUUUCGGGUUAUAUGGCUUCAAGCAGUUCACAAAAGCCGGCUUUCAGGAACAUGCCAAGAAAUUCAAAGAAGAAGAUAUGCAAAUUUCUAUGGAAGGGAAAAAUUGCUUGGUCACGGGGGCUAAUUCUGGCAUUGGUUAUGCUACUGCAGAGGGCUUGGCUUCACGUGGUGCAACGGUUUAUAUGGUCUGUCGCAGUAAGGAGAGGGGAGAGGCUGCCCUUUCUAAAAUUCAGUCAACCACGGGUAACCCAAAUGUCCAUCUGGAGGUUUGUGAUCUGUCUUCCAUCAGCGAAGUUAAGUCGUUUGUGUCUAGAUUUUCUUCAGAGGAGAAGGGACUUCAUGUUUUAGUUAACAAUGCUGGUUUACUGGAGCACAACCGAGUUACCACAGCAGAAGGAUUGGAGUUAAGCUUCGCUGUUAAUGUAGUAGCAACAUAUGCUAUUACAGAAUUAAUGAUGCCAUCAUUGGAGAAAGCAGCACCCGAUGCUCGGGUUAUUACAGUUUCUUCUGGUGGCAUGUACACAACACCUUUGACCGAGGAUUUGCAGUUCAGUGAAAGCAAGUUUGAUGGGGUGCUACAAUAUGCUCGAAACAAGAGAGUUCAGGUGGCAUUAACUGAAAAGUGGGCUGAAACUUACAAGAACAAAGGGGUGAGCUUCUACUCGAUGCAUCCAGGCUGGGCCGAUACACCUGGAACAGCAAAAAGUUUGCCUGGCUUUUCAGAGAAGUUAUCAGGGAAGCUUAGGACAAGCGAGGAGGGCGCAGACACGGUGAUUUGGUUGGCCUUGCAGCCAAAGGAGAAGUUGGCAUCCGGUGCAUUCUAUUUUGACCGUGCAGAAGCACCUAAACAUUUGCCAUUUGCAGGAACAGCUAGCUCGCAUGCUGUCAUUGAUGCCAUCAUCGACAAACUCUGUGCCUUGUCUAAUCUCCCUUCCGAAAUUUAAGCUUGUGUUACGUUUGAGCUUGAGUUCCAAAGCAUUCAUAGUUAUUGUUGUGUGGGUACUUUCUGGUGGUUUCGAUGAAUAUUAUUAUCAAGUUGAGUGCAGGCAACAGUCAAUAGCUUAUGGAGAUGAUGCAUUGUCGUGCAUUUUGACCUAA